ACAAAAUUAAAUGAUAUCAUUUCAUUGUACAAAAGAAUUAAUAUUCAUUAUUAUAAAUCAAUUACUUGUGUUCAGCGUUACCUUUGUGAUUUCUAAUAACGUUUAACAAUUUAAAAUAAUAUUUUAUUAUAUUUUAUUUACUUUGUCAUUAGUUAUAAUACAGAAAGAAUUAUUAAACAAAAAUUAAAAUGAAUCGUUUGAGGAAACUUCUUUCAAGCAAAGAAACUCGAGAUUAUUUUCUAAGUACACAUUUUUGGGGACCGGUUGCUAAUUGGGGUAUUCCUAUAGCUACUAUUGCAGAUAUACAAAAAGAUCCGAAAUUUAUUAGUGGUAAAAUGACUGCGGCAUUAUGUGUAUAUUCAGCAGCGUUUAUGAGAUUUGCAUUAAGAGUGCAGCCACGCAAUAUGCUACUUUUUGCUUGCCACUUUGUCAACGAAGGAGCACAAAUUACCCAAGGUUGUAGAUUUAUAAAAUAUAAUUAUUUAGAUAAGAACAAACAAGAACAAUAAUAAAGAACAAUAUGAAUCUCAACUGCCA
Messenger RNA from Polistes dominula (European paper wasp), 537 nucleotides. RefSeq names its product mitochondrial pyruvate carrier (gene Mpc1). NCBI's taxonomy places the organism in Eukaryota, Metazoa, Arthropoda, Insecta, Hymenoptera, Vespidae. Gene Ontology annotation, cellular component: mitochondrial inner membrane. The record is from RefSeq and is a predicted model, not a curated record. Gene Ontology annotation, biological process: pyruvate import into mitochondria.